Molecule: messenger RNA, 2450 nt
Organism: Hibiscus syriacus
Lineage: Eukaryota; Viridiplantae; Streptophyta; Magnoliopsida; Malvales; Malvaceae
Exons: 1
Coding region: 212-2239 (675 amino acids)
Source: RefSeq, a predicted model, not a curated record
AGCCUUACAAAGAGAAAAAGAUAAGACUGAAGCAUUGACCUGUCGACCUCUGUUUACAAUAAUUGAGUCUCCCUCUAAACCACAAAUGCUCUCUCAGUUCCUGAACCAUUACGUUUCUUCACUUGUGAUUCUGUUAUUCCAUUGAAACUUUUCUUACAAAAUCAAGCUUUUGCUUUAUUUUUCUGGGGAAAAACAAAGGGAAGAAGGAGAAAUGGAGGAUUCAAAGAAUUAUGGGCAUCAACAUCCACUUGUGUUGUUGAAUGAAGAUCGGAUGAUCACCAAUCAAAGUGGAGUUGUAGCUGAGUGCUCCAGGUGUGGGGAGAAGGUGUCUGCUCCAUGUUUUGUCUGUGCCGAGGACUGUGGGUUUUACCUUCACAAGGUAUGCGCUGAAGCACCUUCGGAGCUCAAUCACCCUUUCCAUCAUAAUCACCCUCUUGUUCUUAUGGAAAAUCCACAAUCUAUGUACGAUUAUUACACUUGCGAUUUCUGUGGCGAAACAUGUGAGAAAUUCGUUUUUCAUUGCUCCUCUUGCAAUUUGGGAUUUCAUAUUAAAUGUGGUUUGCUUACAUUUAAUAUUGCUGAAAAUAAUUUGAAAGAGCUUGAGCAUAUUCCCCUUGAACCUCCAGUGAGUCCCACCAAAAAAGAUGAUGAACAACUCGAAGAUGUUAAAAAGUGCUUUGGGUGUUGGGAACCAUUAGCAAAUUAUACACACUUCUCUGCUGAUUGCGGAUUUAAUUUACACAAGAAAUGUGUUGAGCUUCCUCUUCAAAAAAAUCAUGUGUGCCAUCGUAAACAUCCGCUUCUUUUACAAUUUAAUAGCGAUCGGCUCGCUUGCAAGAUAUGCCAAGAAACCCAACGAAGAGGAGUUGGAUUUGUUUAUGGUUGUUCAUCUUGUGAGUUUGUUGUUCAUAUUGAAUGUUUGUCAUCAGAUCUUGUUCCUGUUAUCAAAGAUGAGCGUCAUGAACACCCAUUCAGUUUAUUCCCAAGACGAGCACCAUUCAUCUGUGAUGCAUGUGGUACAGAAGGAACUUACUCUGCCUAUAUAUGUUGUGAAUGCAACAUUAUAGUCCACAAAAAGUGUACCUCAUUGCCAAGCAUCAUCAAGAGCAAGUGGCAUGAUCAUGCAAUCUUUCACAACUAUUUCCUUCCAGAUGAUUUUGGAAGCUCAGACUGCAUUAUUUGUCAUGACGCUGUCAGUCCAGAGCACGGGAGUUACUGUUGCUCAAAUUGCAAUAUUACAUUCCAUGUUCGUUGUGUGACGAAGAAAGCAAGUUCAUAUUUUAUAAUUUCACGUGAAGAUGCAAAUGAGAUAUCAUAUGAAAGCUCAAUCACUUGUGUUUUGGAGAGGAACGAUGCUGGAGAAGCUACAGAAAUUCAACAUUUCAAGCAUAUUCAUAAUCUCCUACUAAGUUCUUUUGUUGGAGGGUGUGAAAACAGUUGCGAUGGGUGUAUGUUACCGAUAUCGGAUCCAUUUUACUCUUGUUCACAGUGCCAAUUUUUUCUUCAUAAAACUUGUGCCGAGUUACCGAAGAAGAAGCAGUUUUGGUUUCAUAAAUGUCCGCAAGAUCUCGUCCUCAUCUCAGAUAAAUGUUAUCGGUGUAAAAAAUGUGGCCAAGUGUCUAAUGCCUUUGCCUAUGAAUGUGAUGGAUGUAAGAGGAAAACAUGUCUCCGAUGCGUGAUUGCACUCACUCCAAGUGCUCGAACAUGUCUGCAUCAUGAACAUCCCCUCCUUUACUACCAAAAUUACGAAGCGAGGUGCAAUGCUUGUGGUGGAACUACAUACGGGGCAAUUCUCUGUAAGGAUUGCAAUUUCGUGCUACACCAUAAAUGUUUUUCUCUCCCAAUCACAGUUCGUCACAAAUGUGAUAAAGAUCGUCUCAAACUCACUAUUCACGACGAUAAUAGUUAUUCAGAAAGUCAUUAUUGCGACAUUUGUGAAAAAAGUCGAGAUCCAAAUCGUUCGUUUUAUCGUUGUGAAAUAUGUGAUACUUGUGCUCAUGUCCGUUGUGUUCUUGAUCGAUAUCCAUUCAUAAAACUAGGGAGCAUCUAUGAAGAAAGUGAUCACUCACACCCACUCACCUUCGUCAAGAAGAGCUACUACUAUCCUGAUUGUGAAAACUGUCAUAGGCCUUGUGAAGAUUUGGCUCUUGAAUGCACGAAGUCCGGAUGCAACUAUAUUGUCCAUUGGGAUUGUGUAGCACCUCGUUAUCUACAAAACUGGCGUGGUUUUGGUAUGUAGCAGCUCAGAGCUACUCAUAUUUGAAAACGGUCCAAUCUUUUGUUGGAAAACUCAAGACCGGAAAAUUAGAGUUUGAUUCUAUCCUUGUUACUUGUAAUGGCUGGCUGGCUAUAUUUGUCAUUGUAAUUUGGUUUUUCCUACAUUUUAAGUUCCAUUUAACAGCUCAUUAUGUAUUUGGCGUUGGAUAUAUAUGUCAUAGAAGUGUGAACCA